Saprolegnia diclina VS20 is the source of this 994-nucleotide messenger RNA. RefSeq lists its product as hypothetical. Lineage: Eukaryota; Oomycota; Saprolegniomycetes; Saprolegniales; Saprolegniaceae. The coding region runs from base 54 to 947 and encodes 297 amino acids. Gene Ontology annotation, cellular component: transcription regulator complex; PcG protein complex. The transcript is spliced from 3 exons. Gene Ontology annotation, molecular function: DNA-binding transcription factor activity, RNA polymerase II-specific; RNA polymerase II cis-regulatory region sequence-specific DNA binding. The record is from RefSeq and is a predicted model, not a curated record. Gene Ontology annotation, biological process: regulation of transcription by RNA polymerase II.
CUUUUUGAGAAGGAGGCCCAUCAUUGCCAAGGUUCAGCGCUACCGCACAAGCGAUGGCCUUCCUCCCCAACUGGCAGCAGCCGUUCUACACGCCCGUGCUCGUCAAGCCGCAUGGGGUCGUGAUCGAGUCGGGCCACGUAUGUGUUGAACCCGACUGCGGCCUCGUCUUUGAGGACGCGCAGGGUCUCAAAGACCACGUGACGCAGCACACGUGGGGCCCCCACACCGUGCAGACGCACGAGAACGGCGCCAAGACCUUCCACUGCCUCGGGUGUGGCAAGGCCAUGACCGACCGCAAGGUGCUUCGAAAGCACUUGCUGACGCACCAAGAGAAGCGGUUUCUAUGUACGUUUGACGGCUGCGACAAGAAAUUCUACGAACGCGCCAAGCUCAAGCGCCACAUGCUCGUGCACACCGGCGAGAAGGCCUUUCGGUGCACGUUUCCGGCGUGCGACAAGCACUUUGCGUACAAGGCGAACCUCAAGACGCACCUGCGCACGCACACAGGCUUGAAGCCGUUCCCGUGCCUCUUCCCCGGGUGUCCGCGGACCUUUGCGCAAGCCUCCAACCGCAAUUCGCACAUGCAGACGCACACACGGGCGUCGUCAAAAGCAUGGGCGGGCGACGCCAAAGAGACGCCGAUGCUCACGUCGUCGUCGUCGUCUUUGAAUGCGAUGGCCCCGUUCAAACUGCCGCCGAUGGACUUGUCGCUGCAAGACUUCCUCGGACCGAUGGACCCGAUGCUGCAACGCAUUCCAACGCCACGCUUUGCCAAGACCCCGAGCACGUCGAGUUGCUCUGUGUCGGGCAGUCACAUGCCGAGAGCGCAGUUGUCGCCGCUCGACUUGUCGCUGGACGGACUCAAGUCGAGUGAGCUCUACAACAUGCUGCCGACGCCCGGCUCGUUCCUCGGCGGCAACCUCUUCAGUUUUGACCCAGCGUCGUAACCUCGUGUUGGAGGCCCCAUUUUUAAUACACGGAUGAAUGACGUCAC